UCAAGCUUCUACCAUAAAUAAGAACAUCCGAAUAUCACACCAUAUCGUUCUAGAGAAAAAGAUACUGAGAAGAGAAUGGUGAUGAACAUCUCACGUACAACGAUGAUGGUGUUGCUCUUUGCUGUAGCUGUAACCAUAGCAUAUUCCUUUGAAAUGCUUCAGGAAUCCAAGACCCACGAACUUCAUCCUGACCUUAUAAAAUCAGAUCAUGAUCUUUACAAUGUGUCGUCAGAUUGUGACCCUAAUAUUUUAACCUCAGGUUAUGACCUUGAUAUUUUAAAGCCAGAUCGUGACCUUGGCACUGUAACAUCAGAUCGUGGCGUCGUGAAUUCAGAUUGCAACCUUGACAUUGUUAAUUCAGAUUGUGACCUUGACAUUGUUAAUUCAGAUCGUGACCUUGCCAUUGUACUGGGCAGGAACACUGAUGAUGUACUAUACCCUGACCUUAAUAUUGCUGUUAUUCAAGCCAUCGACCUAGAAGGCACCAGUGACAUUGACAUUGAAAGCAGACAUGACGAGCAAACAAAGACAGAAGAGAAUAUAUACACAGAACAAAUUAACACAUGCGACCCUCCUCACCACUCUAACAGUCAUACAGCAAUACGCGACGUCGCUAAAUACCCUGGACUAUUUCACACCCCAGAGACAAUGGGCAGAAUGAACAAGGAGAUGGACACUUUAAGGGCAACGAAGAGUGACAAUGACAACUGCUGUCCCACAGUUAUUAAGCACGUUAAGAACAAAACAAUGCGAAACGCGGAUGGCCUGAUUAGAACCCUAACCCACUUUACCAACUCGUCUCAAGCAAUUCCGUUUGUUGACAAUUGUGAUCCGCACCGGGGACAUGGACGUCGAGGCAGAUGUAAAACAUGUGAAGCGCAAAACGUCACCUUGUUUCUUCUUGUGGAACCAGACUCGGAGCACAGUGAGCGAUAUUUUGACAAAUUCUCAAUACCAAUGUACUGCACAUGUAAAAGUUUAAUCUGCAAGUGAGAUGCUUAAUGUCGUAUGCAAAUAGUUAAACUACGAAACAAAUCUAUUUUCAAUAGUAAUGAAAAAAGCCAGUCCGGAAAAAAAGUUUCUCUGCAUCAAUUAUACAGAAUAUUGUCACUUCCGGUCAAUAAAAUGCGUCGGAGUGACGUUGAUCAAACACCAAGGACCAGGAUGUUGAAGACAUUAAUUUGUCAUCCAUGCAACACAAGUUGCAGAAAUUCCGUAAGCUGUAGUGAUCUGGAUGUGUCACUUUGUUCCAGCUUCCGUUGUAAUGGAAUACGUCGUUUUCGUGAUACAAGUUUCGGAGAAAAGUUUUCGAGAUACAAGUUUCCGGAAAAAAAGUCUUGUGAUUUGGCUGUCAUUUGGAACAUAAAGGUUUGGGACAUGUAUACUUCCAGUGUGAAAUAAAAGUAAAGCAAAUCAACUUUGACGAAGUAAGACAGUGGCAAAUUUGGACGAAAAUGACUGAGAUUCAUAUUUGUAUAUUUUUAUAGCUGACUAGUACGUUUUAAAUCCGUCCCGAUUUGAACUCUAUAUGUGCCUUCUAUUUAAUGCUGGACCACAGGACCGACUCACGCGAAUGUUCAAAUACGUCAUACAUUUGUUUUGUUUGUUUUUACGUUACUUAUCUUAUAUAACUCCAUAUGUGAAAUACCUCAUUCAUAGCUUAUAUUAGCAGGAAACUGAAUACCGGAUUCAACAUUACGGAAAGUAUUCAUGCGGCAAUGGUAACCUUUGUCUGCAUGUAUAUUGUGUAAAUCGUGAUAGAGGUAAAGCGAUGACUGUGAACUUGAUUAUGUGAACUAGAUGUUGUGAAUGAAUAAAGAGC
This is a messenger RNA of Mizuhopecten yessoensis (Yesso scallop), 1822 nucleotides long. RefSeq lists its product as uncharacterized. The record is from RefSeq and is a predicted model, not a curated record. NCBI's taxonomy places the organism in Eukaryota, Metazoa, Mollusca, Bivalvia, Pectinida, Pectinidae. Bases 76 to 993 code for a protein of 305 amino acids. The transcript is spliced from 4 exons.